GGAGUUGGCUGGAAAAUAAUCUGAAGAUUUUCAGACAUGCGCAGUGGGAGGAUGCCAUAUUGGAACGAGUCUGUCGCUGAGAAAAGACACCGCUCGCUUGCCUUCUUCGACUGAUCAAAGGGGGGUCGCAAUUUAAGACGCUGAAAAAAAACUUCAUCCAGAUAACCAAGGGGAAAGAAAAUCAUGAACUGAAAGAAAAUGGGAGAGGUGUCAUCAGAAGUUUUACCCAUGAUAGCAGAGAACAUGCAGGAACGUGCAGUGCCAUCAAGAGAGUGGUCUUGCAGUCCAGCGAAUGGAGGUGGAGAGCAGAUUGACUCAGAUGGAGAUUCGGUAGAAGAGGAUAUUGAUUUUAAUUGGGAUGAAUAUUUAGAAGAAACCAGUGCCAGUGCUGCUCCCCACACAUCAUUUAAACAUGUUGAAAUCAGCCUCCAGAGCAGUUUCCAGCCUGGGAUGAAGCUGGAGGUGGCUAAUAAAAGCAACCCUGACACUUACUGGGUAGCGACUAUCAUAACCACUUGUAGACAGCUGCUUCUGCUGCGCUUCAGCGGCUAUGGGGAGGAUCGCAAAGCAGACUUCUGGUGCGAUGUCAUGACGGCAGAUCUGCACCCGGUGGGCUGGUGUGCACAGAAUAACAAAGUCCUGAUGCCACCUGAAGAGAACUGUUACCUGAGAAAAGCAAUAAAAGAGAAAUACACAGACUGGACAGAGUUUCUUAUCCAAGAACUGACUGGUUCCCGAACAGCACCUGUAAAUUUGCUGGAAGGGCCUCUUCGAGGAAAGAACACUGUUGAUCUCAUCAUGCUUGAUUCAUUGGUAGAACUGCAGGAUUCCCAGAAUCCCUUCCAGUACUGGAUAGUCCGGGUGAUAGAAAAUAUUGGCGGUAGGCUGCGGCUCCGCUACUUUGGACUGGACUGUGACACACACGACAAGUGGCUGUUUUACCUGGACUUCAGGCUUCGUCCUGUGGGUUGGUGUCUGGAGAACAGAUACAACAUGGAACCUCCUACAGAGAUCCAUGGUUUAAGAGCAGCUACCGAAUGGAAAGAUGCCCUGGAGAGAGCACUCACUGAAGCAGCAAAGAAUCCUCUCCCACUGGAGGUGUUCAAGGACCACGCAGACCUGCAAAACCAUUCGUUCUCGGUUGGGAUGAAGUUAGAGAUGUUGGACUCUCAGGAGCCUUUUUAUAUCAGCCCCGCGACUGUGACCAAGGUUUAUAAUGAUCAAUAUUUCCAUGUGACCAUCGACAACCUGGCAGGAGAUCCUACACCCAGUUCACUGCUCUGCCAUGAAGAUUCCCUCGGCCUCCUUCCUGUAGAGUGGUGCCUUAAAAACGGGGUUAACCUCAAACGCCCCAAAGGUUACCUCAGCCAGGAUUUUGAUUGGGCAGACUACCUGAAGCAAUGUGGGACAGAGGCAGCUCCUCAUCUUUGCUUUAGAAAUACAUCACUGAGUCGGGGUUUUUCCAAAAACAUGAAGCUGGAGGCUGUCAACCCAAUGAAUCCAGCAGAAAUAUGUGUGGCAUCGAUCACUAAAGUGAAAGGAAGGUUGAUGUGGCUCCAUCUAGAAGGUUUGAAGAAGCCAUUUCCAGAGUAUAUAGCUGAUGUGGAGUCCAUGGACAUUUUCCCAGUAGGUUGGUGUGAAGCGAAUGGAUAUCACCUUACUCCUCCACACAGAGUUGUCUGUCAGACACAGAAGAAGAUUGCUGUAGUACAGCCAGAAAAACAAUUGCUAACCUCCGUGCCUGUGGAGAAAGAACCUCAUAAUGUCUGUCCCAGUGCUCCACUGGAUACUGGCGCCAAUAAUGGGAAGUACUGCUGCUCCCAAAUCUUUGUCAACCAUCGAUGUUUCUCAGGUCCCUAUUUAAACAAAGGCAGGAUAGCGGAACUGCCUCAGUCAGUAGGCCCUGGCAAAUGUACUCUUGUCCUCAAAGAGGUUCUUGGCAUGUUGAUCAAUGCUGCAUAUAAACCAGGCCGUGUACUGAGAGAACUGCAGCUUGUAGAAGACCCACAGGGGAACUUUCAAGAAGAAACACUAAAAGCCAAGUACAAAGGGAAAACAUACAGAUCAACUAUCAAGAUUGUGAGAACCUCCGACCAGGUGUCAGAAUUCUGCAGGAAAGUUUGCCUCAAGCUUCAGUGCUGUCCUAAUUUAUUUAGCCCUGCCUUGGUCACAGACAAGUGCCCAGAGAACUGCUUCAUCCACACCAAAACCAAAUACACUUAUUACUAUGGGAAGAAGAAAAAAGUCAUCAAACCAACAAUUGGUGACAGCUGCGUAGAGAGUAGCCUAUCAAAGCCUGCCAGGCGUAGAAAGAAGCGCAAAUCCAUCUUUGUCCAGAAGAAAAGACGAUCCUCGGCAGUAGACUACACGCCAGCUGCAUCUCCACAGGACAGCGAGGAAGACGAGGAUCAGGGUGGGCCUGAAGAUGACACUGGGAGCGAGGAGACGAGCUCAGAGCAGCGGGAAGACCAGACUGACACGUCCUCAGUGGAAGUCCUGACCACAAGACCCAGAAGAGCAGCAGCUCUAAGAAGGAACACAGACACUGCGAGACCCACAAUCAUUGAGAGGUCCCGGCGUAAGAGGACCACCCGGUCACUGUCCUACACUGAGGAUAUAAAAUACCACCCAGCCAAGCGCUCUGCUGCAAAGGUUGAAAAUCAUGAAGAUGAAGACAAGCUGGUUCUGAACAGCAACCCACUGGAGUGGACUGUAGCUGAUGUUGUCAGGUUUAUUAAGUCUACAGAUUGUGCACCCCUCACCAAAAUAUUUCAAGAACAGGAUAUCGAUGGCCAGGCAUUACUCCUUCUGACACUUCCAACUGUCCAAGAAUGCAUGGAACUUAAACUAGGACCAGCCAUCAAGCUGUGUCACCAGAUUGAAAGAGUGAAAGUUGCAUUCUAUGCACAAUAUGCUAACUGACUCUGUACCCUUAACCUUUGCUGGUGAUAAUAAGUAUACACAACUUAUCUUAUGGCUUACAGUGAGUAAAUGUAGGUACUGCGUUGAAGUUGCUGCUGGAUGUGUGAACAAUAAGGCCACAGUUACAGUGAUCACAUUCUGUUAGACAUUUUCUACUAUGGAGUUCUGUUGAUUGUCAGUUCUGCAAAACAGUUAAAUGGAUGGGCACGAAGGAUUAUUGCUAAGACUGUAAACCAUUGUUUGUCCUUUUAAUCCCAUUUGAAAUACAACUACAGGUGAACUACAGGGGGGGAAACUAAUGAAUGACUACAUAGACUAUCACGACGUAGUUCGGUUGUGGUUUAGCUGCACUAUCAGUUAGGUGCAUGUGGUUUUUAUUUUUUAAGCAAUUGGGCAUGGUGCAGUGUGAAGCAACAUAAAAAAGCCAUGCACCAUACAACACAGAACACCUCCACUCUUUGCGUUUUGAUUUCACAUUCAUCUACUGUAGCUGUGAAAUUUAGUAAGUUAUUUAUUUUUGUGGCUCCGGUUUUAUUCUUUUAUUUAAAAAGUACAUUUUGGAAUUCCCCAAAAAUCAAAAUACCAUAGGUGUGUUUUGCGUUUGUUAUUAAGAUUAUAAUUUGUUUUGGUAGUGCUUGAUUAUUUUUUGUAUAAAGUAAAUACUCUCUGUAAAAUAUAAGGUUAUUUAAUAGAACUUUAUAAAAGUAAAUUAAGUAAAUCAAAUUUAAAAUUAAUUUUAAAUGAUUUAACCUUGUUUUAAUAUAAUUUUAAUAUUUUAUGAAAUUGCACUCUAUGUGUAUGCUUACUGUCUUAAUCGCAUUAUACGAAGAAUUCAACAAGAUUUACUGGAAAGAUUUAAACCAUUUCCAACAUUCAGUACAAUUAGGCAUGUGGUCUAAAUAUUUUUAUUCAAUGAGUUAAAAUUAGGCCUUUUAAAAAAAAAUAACCACUCAUUUUUUUAAAUUAAAAUGUUACUGUAGAUUUGUUGCAUUUAUAUUUAAGGCUAUGUCAAAUAAACAGAUAUUGUUGAUUACUCUUGGUACAUUUUUGUAUUUCAAUUAUUGAAAACCCUUUUAAAACUAAAUGUAUAUUCAUUUUAAGAAAAAAAAUCUAAAUAUAUAAAUAGACUUCAGAAAUUAGUUUCUGUCCAUUUCAAUAGUUUUUAUUUCCUCUAGUUUUUGUUUAAUUUCAUUGAUAAAGGAGAGUGCACUUGCAUAGUUGCUAUUCAUUUUGAAGACAGCAUUAGUUUUCUUUUGUAUGUGGAUAUAUGUAUUAUAAUGUUGCAAAAAAAAGAUACAUGAGGUGUUCAAGACGAGUAUUUGUAAACAUUAUGUAAAGUUAUGAAGUGUUGUAUUUUGAAGCAAGAUUAAAAAAAAAAAAAAAAAAGCUCUCAACAAGUUUUAUGAAUACCAAGGCCUAUUUAAUUUAUCAAACUAGGCUUCAAGUUGCCCUUUUAAAAUGUUAGUUCAAUUUCGAUGAAUAGGUUUUUGUAGAUUUUUUUCGCAAGCAACAUUCAUUAAGCUGACAAGAAUUUGUGAUUGAGCGCAUUUGUAUAGUUUUGUAUACACGUAGACUACAAAUUGCACAUUCCAUUUUUUAUAUAUACUUUCAGUAUUUAUACAUUGUGUAAUUGGUACAUAUAACAUAAUAAAAUGUGUUCUUUUAGAUGAGAAAAACAAUCCUGAACAAGUACACAUGCAUGGAUUAAUUGUUUGCCUACAUUCAGUUUGACCAAACCUUUAAUGUUCAGCUUGUAUUAUUGUAUAAGAAUGUUAUGUUUUAAAAAAAUAAGACUUAUAUGUGAACUGUGUUGUUGCUCUCUGAUCAUAUUGUUCAUAUGGGUGACUGGAAAUAAAUGACUGAGAGCAAAAUGUGACAGACUUUAGAAAGACCUAUCAUUUUAUGUAGGGACUACAUUUAAUAGCUUGAAUUAGAAGCUGAAUGAAAGUUAUUUGCUGUCACCCACAAAUGUUAUUCUCCCUUGCUUUACUUUUAUCCUGUGUUCUGCAUUAUAUGUUUGGCUUAAUACAUUAUCUAGUGUUGAAAAUGUGAAUAAUAUUUACAUUUGUUUUCAAGGCAUCUUUCUGUAUAUAUGUUUUCAUGUAAAUAAAUGAAAAUCUAUAUUCAGAGUUAUAUUUUAAAUGUUUGCUAAAUUUAAAUGAUGCUCAUUUGUACAUGUUGGAAGCAAGGCAUAUUGAGAAAAUAAACAAUAUAAAAUGACAAA
This is a messenger RNA of Polyodon spathula (Mississippi paddlefish), 5146 nucleotides long. RefSeq names its product scm-like with four MBT domains protein 2. Gene Ontology annotation, molecular function: histone binding; transcription corepressor activity. Gene Ontology annotation, cellular component: nucleus. The record is from RefSeq and is a predicted model, not a curated record. Gene Ontology annotation, biological process: regulation of DNA-templated transcription. Lineage: Eukaryota; Metazoa; Chordata; Actinopteri; Acipenseriformes; Polyodontidae. The coding region runs from base 199 to 2922 and encodes 907 amino acids. The transcript is spliced from 22 exons.